UUUCCAUCAUAAAGUACACAUGCCGUAGGCUGUAAACCGACGUUAUCAUCGACGUUAGCCAUUUAAAAUCCGUAUUUGCCGUCGUUUGGAUUGCUUCGUGUGUGAGUAAAUGCACGCGGCUUAAAUAUAUAAAGUAUGCUCGAUAAGAAAGUUUUUCACAGUUUUUUAAAAGUAAUUGCUAAUAGAAAAUUGCAGAUUCGAGGAGGAGCCCUAUCUUUGAAUACGUUUGAGUAAAAUUUGACUAAGCUUGGGACAAAAAAACGUAAUCACUAUAUUAUUUUAAGCAAUCACAACGGAUUUCUUGUUUUCGCGGGAAUUGGCGUUCAUAACCUUGUCAUCGUUGUAUACCGAAAUAAUUAAUCUUUUCUAGUUACUUAGAUGUGUAAUUGACCAAAAUUCACGCCAUAAAUGUAUUUAUUGUCACAAGACUCGUAUUUUAUAAAUUGUUAUUGAAAAAAUGAAGGAACUGGAAGAAACUAAUUGCGAGAUAAGUAAUAUUAUAAAUUUUGAGCUUCCAUUAUGGGAUCCAUCAAACAAUUUAAUAUCCCAAAACGAACUUGCGACCAUCGAUGGAUCGAAAGAAUCAAAUUUGGAGACUUCUGGUGGCUUUUUAAAUACCGAUUGCAAGUAUGCUUGGAUAAGCCACAAGACACAUUUAGUAGUAAUUGAUGUAAGAUAUGGCAAGUUCAUCACCUCUUGGAAUUUUCCCAAUAAAAUUACUUCUGUUUCUCCAUUCCCAACGGAACCAGGACAAGUACCACUGCUUUUGAUCGGACUUGAUAAUAAUGCAAUAAGAAUAAAAGAUUCGAUUGGAUACUUGAUUAUAUUUGACUGCUGUACUUCUACUAUUUUAACAACUAUUGAAGUACCUGCUGGUGUUGAAAAAGCAUGUAUUAUUCAUGGUGGUGCAGAAUGGGAAGAGUUUAAUGAAAAAAGGCCAAACACAGUACUUUCUGAUAAUACGGGAUUGAUUUUUGCCGCUCUUCGAAAUUUACAACAUGUUGUGAUUGAUAUUAAUAGAUCAUUAUGGAAAAAUUUUCUUCAUGAAGGAAAUUCGAUCACAGCAAAAUUAGAAUUUAUAAAUAAUUCGUCUGCGUGUCCUACUUCAAUAAAUAAAACAAAAAAAGAGCCAACACAUUUAGCCUAUGAUCUAAUGAGUAAAGAAAUUGAACAGUAUAUAGGAUUUGAUCGAAAUGAUUUUGAAGCAACUCCACUUUAUGAUGAAAAUCUCUGUUCAGUUUUACUUAGUUCUGUAAAAAUCGGAUGUUUAAUAACAGGUUGCUUGGGUCGAGCAAUAAUUUGGCAAAAUGACGGUUCAAUAGGUUGGAUAAGUCCAUCCUUUGACGAGAACGCUUAUGUAACUCACAUUGCCUUGCUGGAACCAUCCGACGAUCCUCGGCCUUUUUAUUAUCUUUGGAUUGCUUGCCAGAGUGACUCGCCCGAAUCAUCGGCAGUGCUGCGUAUGUAUGCAAUGCUAUUUAACAAGAAGCGCUGCGACAAAACAGGCGAAUCAAGCCUUUACUUCCAUUUGGAGUCCGAGCCCAGCUUAAAGUUUGAGCUUGAGCUUGAACAAGGCGAACGCGUGCACAGCCUCUUAUCGGUCGAACGAGAAAACUUGCGCGACCCUUCGGAUACUGGCUCCCGGCGGGGCGAAGACAGUUUACUGUUAAUUGGUAGUGACGAUAGACUGUUGAUGUUCGAUUUGAAUCGUUGGUACAAGGAGCAGAUGCCUCGCACGAUGGCCGAGUGUCGUAACCCCAAUAGUGUUAUGGCAAGUUACAGGACUAAAUCGGAAGAUUUUGUAAAGAGGGGUGUUAUCGCCUGCAGCUACGUACCAAGAUCGCUGAGAGAAUUUCCGACGAAGGGACCCAGCUCCCCGGAGGAGCUCUUCUAUCCGAAUUCGCUUACGCUUGAGUGGAUCGAACUAAUGGCAGACAAUCUCACCUUUUGGCUCGCGAGGGGCGUACAAUCGGAACUUCUCAGGGAAAUCACGAUCGCUGGACCGAUCGUCAUUGUCAAACCCACGGAGACCUAUCGUAGAUGUCUCACUGCUGGGCUGGUGCCAUUUGACUCAUCAUCUCCAGAUUAUAAUUUUGAUACAGAUAAGUCUCAGCAGCGUGAGAUGCUGCUGUCGAUUUGUUUGGAACAGCGAUGGGCAAAUUUUCUAAUUCGAUGUGCUUCAGAAUGGUCUGACGGCAGUGCCGCCUAUCUGUAUCCUGAAUUCCUUCGGUGGGGUGUGCAGCGCGCUUCUGAACUUAAACUGAUUGCCGAUCGUCUAUGUGUACCAUUGUUUGAUCAAUCAGGCACUAACAUUGGGGAAAGCGAGGUCAAGACAUUGAGGUUCUGUUGUCAACAGCUCGAGUGUCUUACUACUGUUGUAUCUAGAUUGCCCAAUUUAGAAUCAGAUUUAGAGAAACAAAGAAGAGCUCUGAAGAGAAUAGCGACGUAUCUUCAGGUUCUCCUAUGGUUUUAUGAUGUAGGGCUGCUACCCGAAACUCAAGAGGUGGAGGAGGAAGAUGAUAUACCACAGAUUACAAUGUCAAUGAAAAUUCCAUAUCCAAAGGACAAAUUAAUGGAAAUAUAUCACAAAAAAAGAGGAAGCGACAAAAAUAAGGAAGAGAACGUUGAACAGACCUUGUUCAUUCAUCAAUUGAUAUUUCACGAUUGCUUACCCAUAAGAGCACAGUGGGAAAAAGAAGCGGGAAGUGAAUAUCCAAAUUAUGGAGGAUACUAUCCACCUCCGUCAUUGCAAUCCCUUCUACGUAGUUACUUAACAGACUGUCAUCGCGAAGAAUAUGAUAAUACAGAUGAUAAUGAUGAUGAAUGUGAUAUGGCUGAAAUGGACAGUAAACAUAGUAUUACUAUUUAUCUUCUCAUGGAUCUUGCUAUGCUUUUGCAAGGCUGUUACCCAAGUGUCGAUCGCCUUAUAAAAUAUCCUUCUGCUUUUAAAUUGAGCCCAAGUUUAAUUAAACUUACCCAAGCCUUCUGGCUACUAGAUCACGAAGAUUAUGAAGGCUUUUUUAAAAUUAUGACGGGUCAGCUUAUAUCGAUUAGUGAUAUUAAGGAUUGGCAUCAUAAAAUUGCUAUUAAUACGCUUUUAAAAAAUAAUGAACAUAAAUUGGCAUUAAUGUACUUGCGGGUAUUAAAACCGCCGCUUUCCUCUUUGGAGGAUCAGGGUACUGUGAUAGCCUUAGAAGUAGAACGGGAUCUCGUUGAGUCGGCUUUUCAUUCGAGGCCGCCCUCGCAUUAUACCCAAUUGCUUACGAAGUUUUUCUCGUCAUGCAAGGCUUAUGGGAAAUUGAAAGAGAUAUUGUAUUUGUCCCUGGAUAACGAAGAAGAAGAAGCUUUUGUGAGGUUUCUCAAAGAAGGCGGUUGCGAAGAUACGAGAUUGCUUUACUUCUUGCAGCGAUGUCGACAUACCGAAGCUAGUGAUAUAUUUGCCUUCGAUACUGCCCUUAAUUCACAACGUUUGGGAGUGCAAAGUAAAACAGUUCAUCCAACUGCCUUGAAAAUUCUGAGCACAUUCAAUGCCACACUGCCAGAAAUCACAAAACGUUUCGCAAGCAGCCUCUUAAAAAAUAAUGGAGACUACUUACAUGAACAACAUGAGCUAGCCGCGUUCGCCGGUCCGAACUCUAACGUUAACGGUGGCUAUCCUCGACCAAUGUCUCACUGCCGUAAUCCGAUAAGCGAGGUUUACGAUAUCGCUAUACAUAAGACUCGCGAAACGUGCUUCAAGGCUGAACGGGGCAUCGGUACCACGAACCACAUACCCUUCCUCGGAGCGCCUUGCUCUACCAUUGUAUUCUGUACGAGGGCGACAAGUGCCAACAGUACCGUCGAUCAGAGUGACGCGAAUUGCGUUACUUUUGCCGAGAGAAAAGUAACAAAAGGUAAAAGAACGCUGGGGAUGAUGAACGAGAGCGAGGAUAACGUUGAGUACAAAAUAGAGAGCAAACGACGGAGACUUGGCAGCGAAGCCGAAAUGAGUUCUUCGAACGGCGAGAGUGAUGAACCACCACCGCGUAGAUUAAGUAUGAGCCAAGUGUGCGACACCCCGUUGGUACAGCGCAAAGUGCGGCCGACUGGAAACAGAGAUCCGAAUAAUUUAACAGCGGAAACACCACAUUCAAUUUUAAAGAUUCGACAAAUGCUGAGGCGUAAUUCAAAUUCACCUAGUUUUAAUUAUAGGACUGGUUCGCCAAGUGAAAGAGAAGUUAUUUUAGAUAAUAUGUUAGGUGACGGAAGACCAGCCCGUCAAAUUCGCUUCAGUAUGGACAGAUUCAGUGGCAACGAUGACUCGAUCUUUUCCGUAAACGACGGCAACCAAGAGCAAAGUGAACAGGAGAACAGCAAGAAUGCUGAAGCAGAGUGUUUGGAAGAAAAUUACUACAGCCCAAGCAUGAGUAUGAAGUCUAUAAGAGACAUUUCAAUGUUGACUGAUAGUAGCUUUACAAAAUAUAUCCGUGGCCUUCGACCUAGGCCAAGUUUACGAAGAAGCAGUCUUUUCUCGCGUGCGUCCACUGACAGUCAAUCACAAAAAACUAGUUUUUCCGAUACGAUUGAUGUAUCUGCAUUGGACACUUCGUUUGAAAGAAGUCGAAAAAUGUCUAAAGUCAGUCCAAAAUCUGCUUUAUCGUCCAAUUUAUAUUCCGCCUCGGUACUUUCUUCUAAUACCAGCAUUGAAGUAUCACCUUUGAAAAGACCUCUGACCAUUAAUAACAAUCAAGAUAAUAAUGAUGAUGAUGUAACCGAGGAAUCUGAAGAACACUCGGAGAACGAGACCGUAGCUAAUGUUAGUGAUAAAAGCAUCGAUAAAGAAUCAUUGGUUGAUCCUUUAUGUACAGGCGCCCAAGAAGAGAAUGAUGAAUUGAUCACCGAUGAAGUGGAAACUCUGGUAAAAAAUCUUUUGACUACGAUUAUAUUGAAUAUCUUUGUUUAUAAUCCUAAUGAGUUUCAUAUAAAAAAUUUUUUCGACGAAGUAGAAGUUGAUCGAGAAAGAUCCACUUCUGUAAAUUGCAAUUUACUUCGGCAAGACGAAGUGAGCGAAGAUGAUGGCAACGAAGAGAUAGAGAUAGAACCCGAGCCCGAAGAGUCAUUAGAAACUGAUAAAGAUUUAGAUAGAGAUUGCGAUCAAGAUGACGAUACAUUCCAGAGUCUUUCCAACUCCCUAGACUACACCAUCAACGUACCUUCAGAUUUAACUUCCAAUUGCUUAGAUCAGCCUGAUGAUAAUUGCGAAUCAAGUUAUAAUCAAUUACGUCAAGAUUACGAUAAUCAAGAUUAUAGCCAUACACAGAAGUUCGCCCUCCCGAACAGGAGUCAGCAAUUUAGUAAUACUGCUUACGACGAUUAUCAUCACAAUACCCUCACCAGACCUAUAUUUAUCGAUAGUCAGGGUAUCGUUAAAUACGACUCGGCUUGCGAUAUCACUGAUGAUGAAUCUAUAGAUGAUGAGUUCGCGGCAGUAACUUCACCUGCCAUAAAAGAAAGGACGUGUGAAUUGACGCUUAAUCUUUCGUCCGCGGAAAGAUCUAAAGAUAACAAGAUGCACUCACUGAGAUCUCGAAAAUCAAAUGGAUCCUCAAUUACGGAAGAUGAUGACGAGGGAAAUGGUUCGGAAAAGGCAACGUCUUUCGUAUCCGUGUCAUCGGAUUCGCUGCAAUGUUCCGAUGUUAGUAACGUAGCUUUAAAAACACUGGAUAUAACCAAUACAUAUUCUUUGAAUCUUCAGUCACGGUUAACGGCGAGAAGUGACGAUCUUGCUAACGACGGAACUCCAUUGAAAGAAGAUACAAAGAAACAAGGAUCCUUAAAUUAUAAGAUACCGAGUGCUAGACGUUCUAUUAAAUCAAUCAUUCUACCUAUAAAAACUAAUGAAAGCGUUGAGUCGACGACGACAGUUGAUCGUGGAAAACGAAGUACGUCGGUUACAAAAGAAGUGAAGAACAUUCUAUCAAAGGUUAUACAAGAUCCGAUAGUUAAUAUAUCAUCCACUGAAAAAACUUUGCUCACCGAAGAAAUUAAGGAUUCUGAAGAACAACAAAAGAGCCCAAGUUCAAUAUCAUCCGAUAGUAUAACUACAAAAGAAUCGAUAAUCCCAACAGAAUUAUCUCAAAAUAGUUUGAUUUCUCAAAAGGAAAAAGAGCAUUUUAUAAAUAUAAAGAGCUCAAAUAAAUCAAGCUCAAAACGAUCGACGCGUGGCUCUCAAAAGGAUGAACUAUCGAAUCAGCGUGUAACAAGAACGAGCUCUAUUACUAAGGAAUUGGAAAAGCCAUCGAGAAAAACAAGAGCUACAUCCAUUGCCAAGGAGAUUAUAUCUAUUCAGACAAAAGUUAAAAACGAUGAUACGAUCGAAGAGCCCGUAGAAAAAAAAACAAGCAAGUCAAAGACAACGAGAGCCUCUACAAUAUCUAAAGAAGCAACAACAACAACAACAGUACCCACAAACGAAAAUAUAGAAACAAUCGUAGUGCCAGACGACGAAUUGCAAGAGGAAUAUAAAGAAAAAACUCGACGAGCUAAUACUUCGAGAACUUCCUCGUUAGGUAAAGAUACAAAAGCAAAAGCGUCAGUCGUUACGAGACAAAUGAGAUCGGGCUCCGUUGAGCAGGACAAAGACGAAACGACGGUACUUGGGGCAAAGAGAACGCGAGCCUCGUCAAUGAUAAAAAGUGCUAGGGAUAUUGACGAGAAGGUUGCACCUGUAAGAAGAACAACGAGGGCUUCCUCUUUAGCUAAAGAAAUAAGUGCUGCCGAGCAGAAUGAAACUUUGGCAAAAACAACUAGGAAGCGUUGCGGUUCACUUCCGAAAGAUAUUACACUUGGAUCAGAUUCCGUGAAAAUGCGGUCCCGUAACAGACGUUCCACUAGCCUACUAAAGGAGGUAAUUCUCGAGGAAAGUAUUUCACAGCUGGACUCAUCGAUAGGUGGAAAGCGUCUGAGAGUGCCACGAUCCAUGGAUGACGGAUCUACAUCGAGUCCAGCAGCAAAUACGCGUAGCAGACGGUCGUCAGUUCAAUCGGUGCCAGAUGAUCUCGAAGAGAUUUUGGCCACGCGUUCAGGGGAAAUGGAGGUGGACGAGGGCAGAGCCCGUAGGGCCGGUAGUGUUGACUCGAGUCUGGUUGUACCGACGGGUAAGCGGAUGACACGUAGUGUCCUUGCCAAAGCCACCGUUAUCCCAGAUAUCAUACUGGAGGAGGCCGUAGCGACCAAGUCGGUUGCAAAAAGGCAGCCAGCGCGAAGAAGACGCGCCACCUCGGAUGUACCCGAAUCCGGGAUUACGGAAGAAAAAACAAAGGCCAGUGGGAAGUCGAAGAGGGGAAGAAAGACUAGCGAGAGUAAGGACUAUUUGUUCUCAUUGCCCGAGGAGACUGGACAUUUGCCACAGAAUAUCGAAGAUGAAUGUCAAAUGCCAACUUAUACAUUUUCGGAACCAGCUGCGCUCCAGAAAUUUAUUUCGCCAGUAGACGACGAGGAGUCUUCCGACGUGACGACGAAUUUAUUGAAAAGUAAUACAACAGACAGUGAUCAUGUAAGCUUAGCAAGAAUUCAAAGGCGUCCGCGAACCUGCUUUGUACUGCCCAAAAACACAAAAGACAAAGCAAAAUGAAUUAAUUUAUAAUUUAAAUGAUAAUUUCUUCUAUUUGAAACGCUG
Molecule: messenger RNA, 7657 nt
Organism: Ceratosolen solmsi marchali
Lineage: Eukaryota; Metazoa; Arthropoda; Insecta; Hymenoptera; Agaonidae
Gene: Elys
Product: AT hook containing transcription factor 1 homolog
Exons: 21
Coding region: 458-7612 (2384 amino acids)
Source: RefSeq, a predicted model, not a curated record